Molecule: messenger RNA, 626 nt
Organism: Lampris incognitus (smalleye Pacific opah)
Lineage: Eukaryota; Metazoa; Chordata; Actinopteri; Lampriformes; Lampridae
Gene: map3k7cl
Product: map3k7 C-terminal like
Exons: 4
Coding region: 1-432 (143 amino acids)
Cellular component (GO): cytosol; nucleus
Source: RefSeq, a predicted model, not a curated record
AUGAUCACCUCAACCAGAAGAGUGUCUCCCGACCAAUCUGAAGUUAGAAUCGCCUUCAGCCUUGACGACACAUCAGAUUUAAAUGAUGUGGAGGGCCUCUCCCAGACUUUUCCCGACCUGGAGCAGCGAUUACAGCCAGUGCCUCCCAGUGUGUCCCUGAGAGAGAGUGUCCAGGUUUAUAAGGAGCACUGCAGGAUGGCCCGAGAGUUUCAUCAGGUCAAACAUGACAUCGCCGUACUCGAAGACCGCAAGCGUAAGCUGCUGGAGGAGCUGGUAGAGGACGAGAAGGUUGCUGUGGAAAUCGCCCGUCUGGAGGAGGAGUUCCAGCUCCUCACGGAGGAGAACCGCACCUUGGUGACUGUCCACUCGGAGCGCGCUCAGCAACUGGAGAGACUCUGUCUAAACCAUGAAAAGAGCCAGGACUCCUCGUGACCUCUGACCUCCACAGAACUUGAGACCUCCAGACCUCCUCCGGCUGACAUCAGGCCAGAAAACAAAAGCUGAAAAAGCCUUAGCCGAUCGUUCAUGCAUUAUGCGCCCAUGGUGUAACGACAGCCUAUGACUCCACCAGUUCCAGAGAAGGACUUCCAUGUUUGUGUCCUACUCAUGCUGUAUGUAUGAACCAU